Molecule: messenger RNA, 4593 nt
Organism: Brassica rapa (field mustard)
Lineage: Eukaryota; Viridiplantae; Streptophyta; Magnoliopsida; Brassicales; Brassicaceae
Source: RefSeq, a predicted model, not a curated record
UAAUGCUGCCCGACGACCCAUGAAGGAAAACCCUAACUCAUAUGAAGGGGAAAAAAAUUUGGGGUCGGACACUCCUCUUCCUUUUUCUUCAAGUCCCCUCUCCCACUACGUAACAUUUAAUUUUCUCUACCACUACCUUGUAUGAAUUUCAGUGAUCAAUCCUAUAAAUAGUGACGAUAAAUUCCCCAAAUUUCAUUGCCUCACACAAUUCCUUCAUAUUGCUAAAAAAAAAGCGUCUUCACCACAAAUAAUCAUUCACACAAUUGCUUCCUGGACAAGAAUAAGCUUAAACAGCUGGAAUGGUUACUUCCCACCCCACUAUCCGAUGUGAAAAGGAAUUGUAAGAUGAUUCCUUACGCUGCUGGUGUCAUUGUCCCUCUAGCUUUAACCCUUUUGUUCCGCAACGCUAAGAAAGACGAGAAACGAGGACGUCGGUGGAGAGCCAGGUCAUACCGUUAGGAACCACCGGUUCAAAGAUCCCGUCUGGGAAGACAUCUCCACUCUCCCAGAGCUCUUCGAGAUCUCGUGCAAGAACCACAGCUACAGGUUUUCCCUCGGGACCAGGAGGCUGCUCGCUAGAGAGGUCGAGACUAGCGAACACGGGAAAGUGUUUGAGAAACUUCAUUUGGUGAUUAUGAGUGCAAGACAUUCGGGCAGCCGCUUGAAGCUGUGUGUAGUUUUGCUUCUGGUUUGGUUCAGAUUGGACACAAGUCGGAGGAACGAGUCGCCAUUUUUGCGGAUAUGAGAGAAGAGUGGUUCAUUGCGUUACAGGGUUGCUUCAGGCGCAACGUCAUUGUGGUUACUAUCUAUUUAUCUUUGGGAGAGGAAGAAGCUCUUUGUCACUCGCUCAAUGAGAUAUGUUGAUUGUGUUCAUGGCAACCCACAAACAAGAAAUAUAGAGUUACAUCGUUUCUUGAAGCUGAAUCACCGGUUAAAUUUUUUUGUUGUAAUGGUAAAGUGGUUGAAUUGUAGUCCUAAACAAAAGUAUAGAUCGGAAACAGAACUAGAUGGAGAGAUAUCUUUGAAGAAGACAUUAAGCUUAAUGCCUGGCUCCGAACCAGCGUUCAAGAGAGCUGGAGACAAUUAAAAAUAAUUGCGGUGUUCAACAACAUGCAAGAAAAAAAACAAUUUCUAUAUGUCUUCAUCAUCUUUAUUGUUUAGUUGAAUAUUUUUUAGUUCCAUAAAAUAAAAAAAAUUAUUUAAAAUAUAAAAUUAACUACAUUGAUUUUUUUAACAAUAUCAUAAUUCAUUUAUAAAAACAAAAAAUAAAUAAAUUAAAUUUUUUUGUUAAAAAUAAAUAAACAAAUAGAAAAAAAACAAAGCUAUUUACUUAAUAAAAAAUAAACAAAACCGCGUUUUAAAAGUCAUAGAUUACGUCGAAGGUAUUUUCUUUACAGCUAUGCAACAACCUUAAAACAUUUGGAAUAUUUGAACUAUAAAUUACUUAAUAUACAUGUAAGUGUUCAUUUAUAAUAAAAAGAAAAGAAAAUAGAUUUAGACUAUCAAAAUUUGAAUCAACUAUCCUAUAUCAAACAUGAACUGUAACAAAAUGCAAUCAUAUAAUGCCCAAACCAAACUUGCACAUUAUAAUCAUCAUAAUCAAAUCCCCACUCUUGAGAGCUCAAAUAAGAGCAACCCACAACUAACCAACCAAUCAUAGAUUCUUAAUUAUCAAAAAACAUACAACAAAAACGAUCACCUACACCUCAUUCACCCAAUGUAAUAUGUUAUACGCUGCAAUCUAUUAAUAUACUUACAAACAAGUAAAUCAAACAUAAUUAAUCUUAACAUACAUAAUUCUUACACACACCCUAACUUUAUGUAAAACCAUAAACGCUAUUACAUACUGUUUUUACAAAAGCUUACAUAAAACACACGCAAACAAAAAAUACAAUUAUAUAGUUACAUACUUCACACAUCAUGUUUACCAAUUUCAUUUUACUUACUUCUCUUGCAAUUUGAUCAAACAAUCUUUUUACCUUUCCCACUCAACAAUUUAGCUAAAAGAAUUGAUUUCUUCAGUCAGCCUAAUAAAAUAACUUCGGUACUCUAUCAAACGGAAAUCAUAUAGCCGUAAAGGUUUCUCUUAUGAUCCAUGGGUUUAACAAGGUUUCUCUAUUGUGUUUGAUUUUGAUCAAUUUAAUUUAUAAUACUCAAGAUUUAAAUUUAGAGAAGUGUUAAAAGUAUUAUAACACUAUAAAAAUUUCAACUCUGAAUCAAAUCAGCGAUUAUACUGAAUAUGUUCACAUAUCGUUUUUAGUUAUAUAACUAAAAUUUGAUGUAGACAACACUGAUUGUUUAACAUAAUCACACUCAUAACUAAAUGAAAAUAAAAAAAAAUUUACACACAAAUUAUAUCACUGAUAAAAACUAAUACAUCACAUCAUACGGGUAGCACGGACCACCAUAGGUAAACAAAAUUCUCAACACUCAAUUUCUUUCUCUAUAACUAUGACUUUCAAAAUUUCCCAUCAAAAUCACUUAAAUGGUGCAAGUGUGUAAGGCAUAAAGUUGUAAGCUAGAAAAAACCAGUGAAUAUACACACUUUCUUGAAGAUUGAUUUAAGAAGAUAGGCUAAAAAAGUUCAUAUAAACCCCACUCAAUAAGUAUUUAUAUUUAGUUAUAUCUUUAUUAGUCAGUCCGUUUACAUUUCCAAAUAGUACUUAAGCUAUUCGUCUACACAAGAAAUAUACACACAUUGCAUUUUUCAAUAAAUAAUAUUUGAAUUCUUAAUAGUAACUAAAUAUAGAAUUCUUAAUGGUAACUAAAUAUCUGACUUUCUUUCAAAAGUGUUGCAACAGUUCUAAUAAUAACUUUCUCAUCUUAAAUAAAUUGCAACAUCAUCAAACGACUAAUACAAAAUCACCACACCAUUGUAAACUACUACAAAUGGAAUUAUCUUUCAUAAGUAAUAUUUUUGGAUCAAAACUCUUAAGUGCGAACGUAAAAUUAGUUUUUAAACAAGAAGAUAAACACUGUUCGGCAUAAUAAAAUUGUUUUUAUUAUAACUUUCCGUCCGUAGGGCGGGCCGACCCUAGUAUAAGUUAAAGUAUAAAACUUGAGGUUUUCGGAUUGGUUCUAGUUCAAAUGGAUUUAUACCUAAAAUACCCAAAAUUUAAAUGGGUAUAUCCCAAAAGACCCAUAUUUUUUUUGAGCUUAUAAAACUAAAUCUAAACUCAGUAGUUUUUAGGACUGAGCAGAUUUGGGCCGUGUACUUCGGCUCUACUCGACAUGUCUAACCGUAUAUAUAUUCCUAGAUCCCUUGCAUAGUAUACAUGCCAAUGACAGUAGUAAUAAUAAUAAUUAUAUGGUUUAAUACGAGUGAUAAUCUUAGGAAGAGUCCAUGUGUAAACGACCUGACAAAUUUGGUGCGAAACAAUUAUUUUUCGUACUAUUUAAAGAAGAGACACUUCGCUUCACUUCACUUAAUAAGUGCUCCAAUCAUUAUUCCAGCGAUGAUGAAAGCAAACCAGAAAGCGAAACCACACGCGCCACCGCGUCCUCUCUUCUCCUGCGGCUUCUUCCGCCGCUGCACACAGUCCGUCCUCAGUCCAACCUCUCCUCACCGUAAGCCAACCACCACCCCUUCCUCCUCUUCAUCCUCAUCAACCUCCACCUCUCAAAGCUUCACUCAAUGGCGUUUCCCGCAUCACGCUGACCAAACUCCAUCCACCGUCACUCUUCCUCCCACUCCUCCCCCUCCGCCGCCUCUUCCGGUCGCCACCACUCUCCAAGAAACGUUCCAGAUCGCUGAGCUUCACCUCGCAUCCGUCUCCCAGUCCGACAAGCUCCUCGCUCUCCAGCUGCUCGAGCGAGUCGUCGUACCCGACCCGCCGUCGAAUCCGACUUGCCCGCCGGGUCUCAUGCGAGGCCUCGUCUCUUGCCUCCGCAGCAACAACAUCGUAACCGCCAAAUACGUCACCAAGAUCCUCCUCGCGCUCUGCCUCGCCGAAGGUAACCGACAAGUGGCGGUCGAGGCGGGAGCCGCUCGAGCGGUGGUGGAGACUGCGGCGGGGUUAGAGAUCUCUGCGGUGGAACGCGCCUUAGCUGCGCUUGAGCUCAUGUGCACGACGGCGGAAGGUGCGGCGGAGGUUCGUGGCCACGCGAUGACGGUGCCGGCCAUGGUGGCGGUGAUGGCGAGGCUGACCGGGAGGGGGAGGGAAAACGCCAUAAGCAUACUUGCGGUUGUAUACGGAAGAGGAGGAGUUGACGGCGAAGAGAUUGCGGUGGCGCCGGCGGAGGAAGUGGCGAGGGCGGUGGCUCUGGCGCUUGAAGGAGAGUGUACGGCGAGAGGGAGAAGAAAAGGGGCUCACCUGUUGAAGACCCUUGAGGAAUAUGGACGGUUAGAUCUGAGUCAGAAUGGGUCAUGAGAAAAAAUAAAAUCUAACGGCUGAGAUUAUGUCAGAUAAAAUAAUUCUGAAAGCUAGUUUGAUGUCACGGGCUUGUUGUUCUUUUGUUAAAGAAGUGUGGGCCUCGGCCUCUGUCUCCCCCUUUCUAUGUGCAUAAUAAUGCAUAAUAUGAAUUGUUUUUCCUAAAUAAGUUUUCAACGACGAAAUUAAAUUACUAGAAUUUACUGCUGAAUAUAAAGUUCCA